This is a messenger RNA of Drosophila busckii, 2544 nucleotides long. Lineage: Eukaryota; Metazoa; Arthropoda; Insecta; Diptera; Drosophilidae. The record is from RefSeq and is a predicted model, not a curated record. The transcript has 8 exons. The coding region runs from base 74 to 2527 and encodes 817 amino acids.
AAACAAGUGCAAAUAAACUUUUGUCACAACACAAAGGCAAUGACAGUUGUAUCCCAGAAGUAAAGCUAAAAGCAUGUAUAAACCCGCACUGUGCACACAAAUCUCCAGCUACGGCCAGCCAGCACCCAAGUGGCUGAGUCAGCAAGAGCUGGAGCGCUUGAUCAUGCAGGAGGCGAAGGAGUAUCGUGCAAUUAACAGCAUUUACACCAAGACGGAGCAGUUGACGCAGAGUACACUGCGGGUGGAGGCACACGCAAAAAUGGCGGCCAAUCCCCCAUCACGCAUCUUCAAUUUCCUGGUGAAGUCAGCGCUAGUAAACAAUGAUGCAGCCUUAAAGUUUGCGAGAGCGUACAGCUUUGAGGUGGAGUGGCAUAUGCAGGAAGUGGUACUGCCAGCACUGGUGCAGCUCUACAAUGAUGUGGAUGAGUGUCAGGUGUUUAGCGCUGCCAUCUUGAAGCCGAAGUUGGCCCUAAAGACGGAAAGCCCGAACUGUUUAUAUCUGGAAUCCUUGCAAGCUAGCAGGGGAUAUCGCGUGGCGAAUCAAACUAAAGGCUUAGAUAAGCCUAAUAUGCAUAUGAUAUUGACCAAACUGGCUGCCUAUCAUGCUGCCACAGCGUGCUAUCUACAGCUGCAGCCAGCAGCAUUAAAGGAGCUGCCCAAGCUGGACCACCAGAGCCACCAGAAAGACGAAUUCCUUGCCGAAUUGCAGCUGCGUUUUUAUGAGAGCCUGCGUGCAAAUAAUUUAGGACAUUACGAGGAUAAGAUCAAAUCAUUUCAAGAGUCUUUACUAAGUGGCCCUGAGCCAACAGACUUUAAAAAAUGUUUUAAUGUCAUUCUUAAUGGCGCUUGUUGGCCCAACAACUUGCUUUGCAAUAUCAAUGCCUUUGGUCAUAUUAAGGACUUAAGAUUCAAUGAUUUUGGAUAUGCCACAUAUGGUCCGGCCAUCUAUGAUGUGUUACAGCUGCUCUUGACAGCACCUGCUGAUAAAACUUUCGAAUUUGAUGGCUACUUAAGAUAUUAUACCGAUCAGUUGACCGCACAACUACAAAAACUUAAUUUCAAGGGUAAACUGCCUACCUUAAGCGACUUUCAAGUGGAUAUACUAAAUAGCGCGCACUGGUGCUUUGAAAUCGUAACGGAAAUAUUGCCCAUUGUACAAACCAAUUGUGAUAGUGUAUCUGUAUUAGAUAUAUUUAAAUCGAGUGAAUAUUCAACCGAUAUACAACAGUUGUUGCCUUGGCUGGAAAAUCGUGGAUACUUAGAGCAUCUUGGCAGCAACAUGGACUCUGCAGAAUUGAUACUGCCCGACUGCUUGAAUCAGUCUAUAUUUGUGAAUAUACUCCAACAUGAUCAUAAGGAAUUCAAGUCAAUUGUCAAAUUUAAUAUAGAACCUAGCGGCGGCAAAGGUGAAAACUUUACUUGUUUAGUGGUACGUGCUAAAUUUGUGUUGGAACUUAAAGAUGGCAGUCAAACAAACACCUCGUACUUUGUCAAACUACUGCCAACAAAUCCAAGCACACGCGAUAUGAUUGCCAGCUGGAAGGUGAUUGAUAAGGAAAAGCUCAGCUAUACAUACCACAUACCUGAGUUUGAGGCUUUGUAUAGAAAUGUUAACAAAGAGAUUACCUUUGGCCCUAAAUACUAUGAGCUAAAUACUAUGCGCAAUGUUACAGACCCGCUCAUUGUAUUGGAAGAUCUGAGCAGGCGCGGCUUCAAGCAUGCGAAUCGUCAGCAGGGCUUCGACUUGGCACAUACAGAGGCGGUACUUAAGAAAUUAGCCCAGUUGCAUGCCGCCUCAGCUGUGCGCUAUGAGCUUAAGGGACCCUAUUCCGAACUUUAUGAUCGUAAUCUCUGCAGCGAUGUUGACAAAUUCAAAGAGUUUCGCGACAAUCAAGCAAAGACUCUUAUAGCUUGUCUACCGCUAUACGAUGCAGCGUAUUUGGAGAGUGUACUGAAAACCUAUACCUCUGUUGCACCAGACCAGUAUCAGGCCUAUGCGCCAAAAUUUGAGAACGAGUUUCGUUGCCUCAACCAUGGCGAUUUUUAUUGCAAUAAUAUUAUGUUUCAAUAUGAUAAGGCUGGAGAAAUUGUGGAUACUUACUUUAUCGAUCUGCAAAUGAGUCGCUAUUGCUCACCAGCUCAAGAUUUAAUAUAUGUUUUACUUUCUUCAGUGGCAUAUGAAUUAAAACUGCACAGUUUCGAUUAUUUCAUAAGCUAUUAUCACAUUCAGCUUACGGAUCAUCUACAACUUUUGAAAUACCCAAAAAAUAUACCCAAAUUGAGAGAUCUACAUACAGCAAUCUAUAAUCAUGGAGAUUGGGUUUAUCCAGUUAUUUCCCUGCUUUUGCCGCUUAUACUAAUCGAUCCCACUGAGAAGGCUAAUACCGAGACAUUAUGGGAUCAAGAAGCUGCGGGAGAUCAACUGCGCAAAACCAUGUACGGAAAUCCCCUUGUCAUUCAACAUUUCAAGAAAAUACUUCCAUGGGCGUACAAUCGUGGGCUUUUCGAAUACAGGGAAAAAAAAUAAUUAAAGAAUCAUAAUAA